Cryptococcus amylolentus CBS 6039 is the source of this 1281-nucleotide messenger RNA. RefSeq lists its product as hypothetical. Gene Ontology annotation, molecular function: glutathione transferase activity. The transcript has 6 exons. Lineage: Eukaryota; Fungi; Basidiomycota; Tremellomycetes; Tremellales; Cryptococcaceae. Bases 92 to 853 code for a protein of 253 amino acids. The record is from RefSeq and is a predicted model, not a curated record.
UAUAUAACGGCCCCGCUUCUGCCUGCUUCCCAUCCACCCACCCGUCGCUCUACGCCUCGCAUCAAUCACAAAACAACAAAUUCAGCCCACAAUGUCUGGUUCUCUUCAGCUCUACGAAUUCUCCGGUUCCGUCUGGUCCAACGCCCCCAAGAUCGCCAUCGAGGAGGGCGGCUUCAAGAAGGGUCAGGACUAUGACUACAUCACCAUCAACCUUGCCGAGGGUGCCAACUUUGACCCCUCUUACCUCAAGAUCAACCCCGCCGGUACUGUCCCCACUUUGAUCGUCGGCAAGGACACUUUCACCGACUCUAUUAGCGCGGUCGCCGAGAUCAACAAGCUCGCUCCCAACAAGCCCAAGGGCAAGGUCAGCGGUGGUGUGAGCCUCAUCGAGGAGGUAAGUGUACCAGCGCACGGGCAUAUUGUAGAGCUGACAUUGUGGUCCCAGAUCCAUGGUGCUGCCAUUGACCCCAACGCUACCCUUUUGCUCGCUACCGACGACAAGGACAGGGAGGUCAAGGCUAACGGGCUUCCAAAGGCCUUCUUGGCCGGCAGGCAGAAGGCUCUGAAUCAAUUCUCUCAGAGCCCUCCCGCAGAAUUCAAGGACUUUUUGAACAAGAAGCGUGAGGACAACCUCCAGCUUUUGGACUUUUACUCUGGUGCCCCUGACGAGCAAACCCGCAAGGCGCACUACGCCCAAGGCCAGCAGCUCUGGUCUUCUGUCGGUGCCGCUCUCCAGGGUUUCGUCGCCGACGCCCUCACCAAGAACCACCAGGGCCCAUACGUCGGCGGCUCCGAGCCCUCUGAGGCCGACUGUGCGUGCUGUCUUCCAUGUGGAUCAACACCCAACAGCUGACGUGUCUAUAGUCCACUUGAUCACCUGGCUCGCGAGGACCAUUACCAACGCCGGCGUCGAGCCCGGAACCAACGCCGACGACGCCAUUAAGCAGCUGCAGGCCAAGACUGGUGCUUCUUCUUUCGACGACUCUAUCAAGCUCUACUGGGAGACUUGGACCGCUAGGGACAGCUUCAAGAAUGCUGGUGUCCACUAGGCGAGAGGUGUCUUUGUAUAUAUAGGCGAGAAGUCGCAAGAAGUGAAAGCUAUCAAUACGUCGUUAUCUCAUGUAUCAUAAUUUGUCGCUUUAUUUUGUUCAUUGUACUAGUCAGGCAGUAAGCAGCUCCAGCCACAUACCCCUCCUUGUGUUGUUUGACCACGAAAUAUUGCCCACACAGUAUGGACAAGACGAGCUGCGCUGCAAAGCAAACAUCAAUGGAGUAGUGCGA